Molecule: messenger RNA, 1682 nt
Organism: Galendromus occidentalis (western predatory mite)
Lineage: Eukaryota; Metazoa; Arthropoda; Arachnida; Mesostigmata; Phytoseiidae
Gene: app
Product: Palmitoyltransferase app
Exons: 7
Coding region: 189-1682 (497 amino acids)
Biological process (GO): protein targeting to membrane; peptidyl-L-cysteine S-palmitoylation
Cellular component (GO): endoplasmic reticulum; Golgi apparatus
Molecular function (GO): protein-cysteine S-palmitoyltransferase activity
Source: RefSeq, a predicted model, not a curated record
CGGUAGUAGUGCACUCUGCCUCGGGUGUCAGUGCAUAUGUGUUCUUUGUGGCGAACUCGACGAAAACCUCAAAUUUAAUGUGUUCGCAUCGUGGAUAGAGUGUGUGGGUGGAGAGGAUCUGUCGGAGCUUCCUCCAGGAUGCGUGAAGGGAUGAGCGAUAAAGGAGAUCUCGGGGAGAUCUGUUUGGAAUGAGGCAGAUCGCAACACCUCCUCUGAUGCGGCCUCACGAAGAGCCUUCGGGCCCCCGUCGGGGUCCCGCGAGGCAGCACAAAGGACGUCGAUUGAAGCGAUACGAGGUUUUCCCUGGGAGGAAUAAGUUCUAUUGUGAUGGUCGUAUCAUAAUGGCCAAGCAAGCGCAUGUGUUCAUCCUGACCUGCGUUCUGAUUAUCGGGACUUGUACGCUCUUUUUCGUCUUUGACUGUCCUUACCUUUUCGAGAAUAUUGGCCGAUGGAUCCCAGCCGCAGCGGGAGCGCUUUUAAUAUUCGUUAUGCUUUCGCUGUUCCGCACCUCGUUCUCCGAUCCCGGAAUCAUACCGAGAGCGACCGCCGAGGAAGCAGCUCAUAUUGAGAAACAAAUCGAAGUGCCAAAUGGUCAGACUGGAACUCCGCUUCGGCCACCGCCGCGUACAAAAGAAGUCACCAUUCACGGAGAGACUGUCAAGCUCAAAUACUGCUUCACCUGUAAAAUAUUUCGACCUCCUAGAGCCUCCCACUGCAGCCUCUGUGACAACUGUGUUGAUCGUUUCGACCACCAUUGCCCAUGGGUCGGCAAUUGCGUAGGACGGCGGAACUAUCGAUAUUUUUUCACAUUCAUCAUUUCGUUGGCGGCUUUGUGCAUAUUCAUUUUCUCGUGUGUAGUCACAAGACUCAUUUACGAAUCUCGACGGAACGAAUCGCUGCCCGAUACUCUCAGAGAGAACCCGGCUUCGUGUGUCGAGCUCAUCAUUUGUUUCUUUUCGAUUUGGAGUAUACUGGGCUUGGCCGCUUUUCAUACGUAUCUCACCACGGCGAACCAGACCACGAACGAAGAUAUCAAAGGCAUGUUUUCGUCACGACGCGGUCAACACGUCCGGAACCCAUAUAGUUUAGGCUCGUGUUGGGCUAAUUGUGGCGCAGUUUUAUGUGCACCUAUUCCGCCUUCGCUCAUCGAGCGCAGAAGUUUCGUUGAUAGCGGGACGAAAAUCACAGCCAUACGGCCAUUCAGCACCGUAAGCUCGAAGAAUGGCUCCCAGCACAGUUUGGUCUCGCAGCAGGUUGCGGCUGGCGGGAUUCCUUUGAGUCAACUGGAUCGAGUGGAACGUAUGGUAGGUGGAGAUGGCCGUGGCUCGAACGGAGGAGGCCAGGGAUCGCAUAGAGCCAUAUCCGCACCACCCGCAACAUGGAAUCCUCACCUUUCACAACCACUGAGGCAGUUCCAUCAUGAGAACCGAGCAGGCACUUUGCCACAAAACUUACAAGGACGUAGCUCUGGACACAACCCAGUUCCAGUGGCUGUGGUUCCCCCGCACCGAACCCACGGAGGCAGUUAUCUGCAAGGCUCCAAUCCGCAGGGAAUAUUCAGAGCCACACCGCACAUUGAGGGCUGUCCUGUGAAUCAAGCUAACCACGCGAAAAUCACGCAGGCCCGUGUUCUGUCCGCGUCGGAUUAUCCCGCUUCUAUUCUCAAACAGUCGUCAGUCUGA